This is a messenger RNA of Microthlaspi erraticum, 549 nucleotides long. NCBI's taxonomy places the organism in Eukaryota, Viridiplantae, Streptophyta, Magnoliopsida, Brassicales, Brassicaceae. The record is from the annotation of a GenBank genome assembly.
AUGACUUUAAACACGCAUUUUCACAGGGCAGUGUUCAUGGAGGAGCAAUAUACAGAGUCUGAAACAAAGAAAAAAAAAGCAAAACAAAAGGCUGCAGCCAUUGAUGAAAGCGUGAGUGAUCGAUCAGGAUUCAGCCAGUAUUCUGAUUCAGAAGGUGAUGAAGUCCAUUCGGAUGUAAAAGAUACUUGCUUACUCACGCAGGUAUCUGCUACAUGGUAUAGAGCUCCUGAGUUGCUGUCUGGGAGUAGACAGUAUGGAGCAGGAGUUGAUGUUCGGGCUGCAGGCUGUAUCUUUUCCGAGCUAUUACUUCGUAGCCGUUUUUAUCGGUCAGAGCUCGUGAAAAGAAGGAGUCUGAGAUCCGCAUUAGUUAGUAUUUUGGAUGAUCGCAGGUAUGUACGAAUGGUGAUGUCAAACAAGUCUGAGGAUAUCGAGCGGCUCACAUGUUCCAAGAGUUUUCGUUACCAAGAGCUGUACAUAUUAUCACUUGAAAUGUCUCAUGCUUUCAGGAAACGAAAAAACUUGAACCCAACGCAACAACAAACAGCUUAA